CGCUGUCCUCUGUAUUCGAUAGCUCACAAUCGGUCGUUGUCGGCGAACCCGUUGAGCUUCACGAGCUCGCAAUGACGGACAUCGGAGCCCCUCUCGACAUCAAAGUGCCCGUCGUGUGGGUUCUUGGCGGACCCGGGUCCGGCAAGGGAACCCAAUGCGCGAAAAUCGUGGAAAAAUACGGAUACGUACACAUUUCGUCCGGAGACCUUCUGCGUGAUGAGGUGGCCAAAGCGACGCCGCUCGGUCAGCAGCUGAGUGCUAUUAUGACCAAGGGAGAACUUGUACCGCUGGAGACCGUGUUGCAGCUGCUGAAAAACGCAAUCAAGGAGAAAGCCGACUCCGCAAAAGGUUUCCUCAUCGACGGCUACCCUCGAACGGUCGAGCAGGGUGAGAAGUUCACAUCGCUGGUUUGUUCGGUGAAAGCCAUCGUGUUCUUCGAUCUCAGCGAUGACUUGAUGGCCGCCCGUCUCCUGGAGCGGGGCAAAAGCUCCGGACGCGCCGACGACAACGAGGAAACCAUCCGAAAGAGGCUGCAAACUUUCCGCAAUGAAUCGAUGCCCGUCGUAGAGAAGUACGCGAGUAUGGUGGUGACGAUCCCCGCAACGGAUCCAGUGGACGUAGUCUUCGGAAAGGUUGUUGCCUUCAUGGACAAGUUGUAGAUCCGUCGAACGAAUAGCACAGAUUCAACCAACUUAGCGAAUGUGAGGAACGGCGGGAGCGCGCACCCGCAAACCAUUAGUUGUGAUUGUACUAUUCUAAUUUAUAUCCGCGACGCAUCAAUGAGCUCAAUCGUAACAUCCCACCGAGUGGGUCGAAAGUGACCAAUAAAUGAAGUUUUUUGGAA
Molecule: messenger RNA, 844 nt
Organism: Galendromus occidentalis (western predatory mite)
Lineage: Eukaryota; Metazoa; Arthropoda; Arachnida; Mesostigmata; Phytoseiidae
Gene: Ak1
Product: Adenylate kinase 1
Exons: 1
Coding region: 72-659 (195 amino acids)
Biological process (GO): nucleobase-containing compound metabolic process
Molecular function (GO): nucleobase-containing compound kinase activity; ATP binding
Source: RefSeq, a predicted model, not a curated record